AUGUGCCGCUCUCCUCUUCCUGCGACGGAUCACGGCACCGGCACCGAUGCGUCAUGUUCUUUUCCUGCGACGGCACUGGGCAAGCCUAAUCAUGUAUCGAAACCAGAGGAGGAAGAGAAUCAGUGUGGGAAAGCAGGCGAUGGCCAUGUUCUUACGAUGCUGAAGAGUUUUUGGUUCAUGGUAAAUGGGAUUGUUAAGGAUGAUGUUGUUGAAGUUUCGGAGUUUGCAAAGCAAGGCAUGCCUGUGGUGGAGAUAGCAACAUUGAUUUUCGAAGAGGUUUUAGGGAGAACGUUGAGUAGAUGGCCUUUGCUUUCUUCUAGACGUCACUUUAGAAGAAUAGUUUGGCACCGAGUGAGGCAUAUUCUCUUUUUACUCCUUGAUUUCAAUAAUUGUUCUUGGUUGAUGUAUCAAGAAGAUUCUAAUAAAGAGUGGAUUGUCGUGUGGUGGCAGAUCAAGCAGCUUAAUGAGCCCACUGAUGUUAUGAAAAGUGAGUGGAAUACUGAAGGGCUUCUCACCAGAAUUGAGGCUUGAGGUUUUAUUCCAACCAGGAGCUCCUAAAGCAAAUGAAUAGUUUAACGCAGUUGAAGGAACAUGUAAAGUGGGUCGUUGGUUGUGUAGAGUACAUGAUUGAAUGAAGACAAAAAUGACUUGAUAAUGAGAGAAACUGUUCCACGUAAGAUAGUGUAAAGUGCUCAGACCGAAUCUAGAAAAUAAUUAACAAAAAGGCUCUAAAAGCUUCUGGGCAGAAAUAUCUAUUUGCAAAUGCAUCCAAGGAUCUGCUGCUAAUGCAUAAAGUAUUUCCUUACUUUCUAUGAAAUAAUUUACCUUCUUUUUGUUAGUUUGUUCUCA
Molecule: messenger RNA, 849 nt
Organism: Eruca vesicaria subsp. sativa (arugula)
Lineage: Eukaryota; Viridiplantae; Streptophyta; Magnoliopsida; Brassicales; Brassicaceae
Source: the annotation of a GenBank genome assembly